UAAAAGCUGUUAAAGUCUUCCUUUGCGACACUUCCUACGAGCGUAUUUGUUCUAUUGCUCUUUAACAACACAGUAAGCUGUUUUUUGUUACCAAGCCCGCAAAAUCCAGAAUGCCCGGACCGGGCAAUUCACGAACCGUUGAAGAACGGCUUGAGAAAGCGCGGCUAAUACCUCGGCUCAGCACGGAGGUGCUGAAUAUGUGCAAGUCCGUCGACCAGCUGCUACGCUCACAGCAUACCUCCAACCUGUCUCAAGCUAUUGUAUGUGUUCACGAGAUCGCCCGGCAGCACUUCGCGGUGGUUGUGGCGCUCAAGUGGGCGGUGCUGCUGGUGGACCUGCUGGAGGCAGACAAUCCCGACGUGCGUCUGUCCGCAUGCAAUGCCCUGGCAGCGGUGUGUGUGGCGCAGGAGGGGCGCGACGCGGUGCGCAGCGCGGGCGGGCUGCGGCCGCUGGUGAUGCUGCUGGCGGAGGGCUCGCGCAGCCCGCUGGCGGCGGCGGCAGCGGCGGCACUCAUGAACUGCAGCGCAUGCGACGUGUGCAAGGAGGCCAUAGCGGACUGCCGCGGGGUGCCGCAGCUGCUGGGCCUCAUCCGAGACGCACUGGCCAGGUGCAUACCGCCCCCGCCGGGAUCCAGCCAAGCAGCCGCACCCGCAGCAGCAGCAGCAGCGGCAUCGGGUUCAGCAGCAGCAGCGGAGGCCGCCGCCAAGGCACCGCCACCCGCCUCACCGCCGCCAGCCGGCCGGAGUGGCAGCGGCAGCGGCGCAACGGAGGGCGUCGAGGGCAGCGGAGGCAGCAGCAGCAGUGCUGGCGCCGAUGGUGACGGAGGCAGCAAGGCGGAUCUGCGCACCCCCGGCGAGUGCAAGGCGGCGGCCUACGCGGCGGGGGCGCUGAUGAACAUGGGCGGACUGAUCAGCGUGCAGGAGAAGAUGCUGCAGGCGGGCGCCGUGUCCGUGCUGCAGGAGGUAUGUCGGGUGGCGGCCCCGGACGACCCCAUCGGCACGCGUGCGGGUUUCGUGCUCUCCUGGCUGGCGGUGGGCAGCGGCGCGUUGGAUGCGGAGCUGCAGCAGCUGCUGGCGGCGGCGGGGGCCGAGGCGGGGGAGGCAGGGGCAGGCAGCAGGCCGGAGUCACGAGUGGUUGGGCCGGGGGCGGCAACAGGGGGAGCGGGAGCGGGGGCAGGAGGAGCAGCGGGCAACAAACAUGGGCAUCCGAAUGGCGUGUUGGGGGCGGUGGGACUGGUGUCGUCGUCGUCGCAGGCGGCGGGUGCUUCCUCGGGAGGCGCGCACGCUACCUCGCCUCGCUCGCGUCACCGCCAGCAGCAGCACCAGCACCAGCAGCAGCCGCAAUUCAGGACGGGACUGGGGACGUCAGGAACGACGGCAGCGGGCAAGCAUGUUAAGAGUGUGGCGCCCGGCGGCGGCGGUGGCGGUGCUGGUGGUGGUGGUGGUGGUGGGAAGCAUGCAGCAGCAGCGGGCUCUAAAUCGGCUGCAGGUACUGCUGCUGGUGCUACUACAACAGUAAAGGCUACGACGGUUGUAGCGCGCGCGUAAGGGUUGGGUAGGCCGCCCCUGUCGGCUCUGCUGCUGCAUCUGGCUAGCGGAGGGACAGUGGACCAGCGGCGGCGCUGGAGGGAGGGGAGACCUCCUUGCCUCAACGUGGCGUGUGUGCAGCAGACAUCGUACGGGAAAACAAGAGUCCGAAGCCCACCCUUUAGUUGGCGAUUACGUGCCAGAGUUGGCGGAAGGGAAAAAGGUUAGGAUGGAGUGUAUUAUUGUGUGUUGCUUACGGCCGGUGCGAAGGUCGAGCUCCUUUGCUGUGUGCUUUAUUCAUACGCGGCAUGCAUGCAAAGUGCGAUUGCAUCCUGUCGCGGCUUGUAUGUAUGAAUGUAUCCUGUACAGCCGUUGCGCGUGCGGAUUGCUUUCCCUGCGUAUGUUCGCAAGGGGCAUGGAGGGGGGGCAUGGAAGGCGUAAGAGGAGGGGAGGGGAGGGGGUGCGAGCGCGCGAGAUGGCUUGAACGCACGUCAUAUACCAUAACAGCACGCAUUGCGUAAGGAGAUGUGUUUUACAGGAAAGAAGGACAUGGCUGCGAAGAAGUGUUUAGGUUAUUGAGCUGGGGCUCCUCUUGUCACACCCACGCAUGCUCGCAGCAGUUGAUUCCGGAGGGGGGAUUCACCGGAUGGGCGGCGCAGUGCAGGGCAUGAAAGCGGUUUUGUUGCAGGGGUUCUGGUACGGCAGGUGGGUAUGCGGCAAAGAGGCAGGCUGCUUGGCUAGCAAGUAUGAAAGUAUGCUUGGCGCGUUGGCUUGGAGAAUAAUGGAUGGCCCAACAACCUAGCAGCAAUUGUCGCUGCGUAGAAGGGCUUGCGGCGUGCAUACGGUACUUGCAGGCAGGUGUUUUGUGGGACACACAGUGCUACAUUUGGGUAGAAGCAGUGAGGACGUGCGUGCUUUCUAUAGGAUAUGCCUCUUUUUGAAAUUCUCGUAGAUCUUGGAAAGGCGUGUCAGUAUUUGGGUGUUCAUGUUAAACUGUCUUGCGUGACUAGGGUUGCCAUGCGUGUGCCGGGACCGCAUGCAAUGUGGUGAACUGGAAACACUGGGCUAGAAAUGAUCAACAUUGCACUACUGCGCACACGGGCUGAACUUUCCGCGGUACCGGUAUGUAUGUACUACCUCGCGUUGCCAUCUGGUAAUGUGUCUGACUUUAAUGGUGGUGGUGGUUGGUGUGUGCGGCAAGCUGCCCUAUCCCUUUUUAUGCCAGCGUAUUUUGGCCGCGGACGUGAGAUAAACUUGUGCAUACGGUGUGCUGUACGACACCAUGACAACUUUUCUCUUGCAUGUUGGCCUCAUCUGCUUAGUUGCUAGUAUGCGCUACACGUGCAGGCGCUGCUCUGAUUGUAUGAUUCGGAUGGCCUUGCUUGGUUGCCAUCCCGCACUGCGGCGCAGUCCAGGCACGGGUCCAAGUGCGAUUGUGUUCCCGAGGAACUAGCUGGUUCCUCGCUGGCUGGCUGGUUUCUUUCUGUGGCUCCAUUUACCGGGAUAUUCCAGUCAGAAAAGGAUGUAGGUGUGGCGGUUAUGUUUUAUUGCGGGGAGUACUGCUCUCCCCUUUGAUUAGAGGGCAUGGGUAUUGGCUAUGGAUAGGGUAGCCAACGCGGAUGGCUGGCCGUACUACCGGUAGAGUAGUAAUAACUUGGCCGGAUGAGGGAUGCUGGUGGAAUGCCAGGGGAUAACGUAACCAAGUGAGACAUGCGCUGGAAUUCCCGGACGUGCCCCCCAAGGGUGUUGCCUGACUGGCUCGGCCACGGUAAGUGCCGGUAAGAGCGUGUCUUAGCAACGUUUAAACCUUGAUAUUCAAUACAAGCAAUGGC
Astrephomene gubernaculifera is the source of this 3358-nucleotide messenger RNA. Lineage: Eukaryota; Viridiplantae; Chlorophyta; Chlorophyceae; Chlamydomonadales; Astrephomenaceae. The record is from the annotation of a GenBank genome assembly.